AUGAACUUUGAAAGACAACUCUAUGAAACAUAUCAAAUAGACCCAGAUCAAUUACACAAAAAUAUGAAUCAAGACAAUCUCAUUCUAUUAUGUCAAUUGGCAGAUUAGAGUGAUAAUGAAAUCACACUCCAAAUUGUGGGAAGCUUGGUAUCCACAUACAUCGAUCAAAACCAUCAAAAUACACCAGAGUUUGGUAAGAUAUUUGAAUUUGCAUGGAAUAGAAUCAAAAGAUUUACUACUCAUUCACGUCCCGUCUAUCAUUUUUUUGCAUCCAUAAUUGCCAACAUCGUCUUGCACUUUUAUGAUCAAAUACCUGUUUAAUAUUUUAAAGAACAAGCCCAAAUAAUCAAUAAACAAGUGUACCUCAUUAUCAUCGACACUGUACUCAGAAGAUUGCAACCAUAAGAUCGAGUAGGAGAAUUCAAGAUCCUUGAUUCAAAACAAAAAAUAGUCAGGCAAUAGUUCUUCAAGCACAAUCUUGAUGCCCUUCUUGAAAUCAUCACUGCCAGUUUGAUCGGAAAUAAUAGCAAUCCAGAUUUACAAUUGUUGGAUAGUGCGAUCGAUCUACUGAAUUUGCUGUUAUCCUCAGAAAUUAGAGAGGACUUCAAAGAAAAGGAUUGGCACAAGAUCAAAAGAGCUGAAGUAAAAAACAAAAGAAACUUGUAAACCAUCAUGAAGGAAAUCAAAUUCUAAAUCUUGGAUUAAAAUGAACUUGAAAAGAUGAUACAAAAUCAACAUUUAGAUCACAUGGAUCCUAUCACUAAUCACAUCAAAAUGGUUUGGUCCAUUGUCAAAUAUCAGUAAUUCAUUGCUAAACUCACAGAAUUGUUACCUUUAAACAUUAAAAUAUGGGAGUCUCUGGGUAAAAUUUGCAAAAUUUACUAAAAAUACUAUUCCAAUGAUAAACAAAGCAUAGAAAUUAUCUAUCAAAUCACAUCCAACAUUAUGGUAUCGGACAUAUCCAAAAUUAAUUCUAUUAGUUUGCUUAAUUUUGCUGGCAAGACCAUCUUUGCCAAUCACACCCAACAAUGGAUUGAACUUAACUUGAAUUUAAUCAAGACUUUGACCACCAUUGAGGCUAUUUAAGUGGGACUUAAGUUCCUGAGGAAUCUUGUUAGAUUUCAAAGAUAAUAUGACUAUAGUUAGUUACAUUCCUUUGUUAUGCCCAUUAUUGCAAGCUUUUUUAAUUCUUGGAUUAUCCAGAACAACCAAUGGAUCAAUGAUAAAUUCUUGAGAAACAAUAUCAAACACAUUUUGAAAGAAAUCAGUUGCUUUAUGAUUGAAUAAUACUUAGAGUUCUUUGCCUAAAUAAUUCAAUUAAAUCCUGAUCAAAAUGUCCAGGAAUUUGCAUUCAAGUAUUAUGCUAUGGGAUUGUUUGCAUCUAUCAAAUGCACAACAUAUCAACUAGAUGUUAUUAAUAAAUUACAAUUCUACAAGAUGGAAUAGUUUCUGUAUCCAAUUAACUUAGAUUUGUUUAAGCAAUUUCACUAUUAGGAACUUUAUAGCAAGGCUUUUGACUUCGCAUUCUUAUACUUAAAAAAAUAAUCACCUUUUACAGACAGAUUCUUGUAUAAGAUUUGGAAAGUCCUAUUUGAUCAAUAAGCUCUUAUUAAGUUUGAGGACAUUAUUUAGAAAAUGUAAAUUGAUAGAAAAACUAUCUUUAAUUUUAGUCGAAUAUUCCUAUUCAAUGACUAAGAAUUGAUUUUGAAAUCCUUAAAAAUUUUCAUCAAUGCUAAAGUCAAAAUGGAAGAUGAAUUUUAUUAAAUAAACCAAAUCAACAUACCAAAAGAAUGCUUUUCUGAUUUUCACGAAUUUAGAGUCAUCCCCAAUCAAAAGAUCAUCACUCACUAUCAUAAGGUCAAAAUGUAUUUGCUCAAUGUUGAAAAUGAAUCCAUUAAAGAUUAAUUAGCAUCUGAUCAACUCAUAUAGAAAUUUAAGAAUGAUGUUCUGUAGUUUUUAGAUCAAAUUUAAAACACUGGAGAUAUCGUUUUUAUCCUACAGAGCAUGUUGAAUGAAAAUGUUAGGAGUCUCUAUGGUGUCAUCAUGUAGAUUAUUGAUGAUAAGGCUUAUUUGAAUUUAUUUGCAUAAGCCAUCAAUUUUGAUAUGCUCAAAUUGACUCGGAUGAUGAUAAAUACUACUGGAUAGAUUGGCUAAUUGAAGUAAGUCAUGAUUGAUCAGCUUUAUGAGUGGAUUUUGCUUGUAAUUUAGAAAGUAUAAUUCCAUUUGGACUCUAUAAAUAAAGAAUUCAAUUAAGAAAGGUAAUUGGGGCAAAAAAGUAUCCAAAAUAUUUACAAACUCUACUACAAGCCUUUGCUCUAAUUAUUGAAGAUAUUCCAAAAUUUGAAAUACCUAAAUCGAUUGACAACAAGCAAGAAGCAAGUUAGAAAUCAGAUCUAUUAAUCGAUCCUACUAAUUUUCAAAUAUAUCAAUUUGAAUGACUUAAGCAAUUACAUUCAUAAGAUGUCUCAGCUGUUCUAUGUUAUUCAAUGGUUGUUGGAAUUUGAAAUUACCAGAUAAAUGAUAACUGAUGAGAUAUUUGGAUACAUUUUAGACUUUAUUAACUGUGCCCUCUUAAUACAGGAGAAACGAUCAUUGAUGACCUGCUUGAAGAUCAUAUCUGACAUCUAAACUUACGAUUAGUUCAGCCAUUCAUAAUAUAUUCAAUAGAGAUUAAUUGCAGAGAAUUGUCUAUUUGGUGCUUUCCUGUAUAACAUAAGAAUCUCAGAUAUAUCAGUCCUGAUCUUGAGGUACUUCCAAAAGAUGCCCAAUGAUUUCAAUGUUCUAUUCUCUAAAAUCAAACAAAGAAUGCAACCAUACAAAAGUUAAGAAUGGGAUCAAAUAAUAAAUGUCAAGUUAGAUAAGCUGUACUCCAUCAUUCCCAAAUAAUAAUAACUUGCUAAAGGAGCAGCACAAAACAAAUAAAUAGAAAAGACCUUCGCAGAUUAUUUUUAUUAAGUAUAAUUAUUUUAUAAUUAUCAUCCAUGAUUAUUUUAAUAUAUAUUCAUCAUUAUCUAAAUUAAAUUUC
Messenger RNA from Paramecium tetraurelia, 3025 nucleotides. RefSeq lists its product as uncharacterized. NCBI's taxonomy places the organism in Eukaryota, Ciliophora, Oligohymenophorea, Peniculida, Parameciidae. The record is from RefSeq and is a predicted model, not a curated record. The transcript has 3 exons.